GUGAACAGGGCAGACAUACAUACAGCAAUUAGGUGCUGGACCUCUGCAGUCUCCUCCUGCAUAAACUGUUCUCCAUGCCAGUUCUGCUUCUACUGCCUGCUCCUACAGCUAGGGACCAGAGGAAAAGGACUAGGAAAGAGAGAAGGUGAUCAGAAGAAGCACCCUUUUAACUCCACAACUCAAAGUUUUCCAAGGAAGCUACAUGUAGUGCCUUUCUGCUAUUGUUCCAGGCAUACCUAACGUGAUACCGUUGCUUAUGGGACUUAUACUAGUAUAUGUACCACCACAGCCGAUUGUAAGGACAUUAUUUUACUGCGAGGACCAUCUGCCAAGGAGAUAGCAUCAUGCCCACCUUUGAUCAGGUGCUAAAGGAGGCUGGUGAGUUUGGGCACUAUCAGAAAAGGGUCUUCCUCCUAUUAUGUAUGACGGGCAUAACGUUUGCCUUCUCUUUUGUGGCCAUUGUGUUCUUGGGACAGAUGCCAGAGAGUUACUGGUGUAGAAGCUCAGAGGUGGCAGAACUUAGUAGGAGCUGUAGAUGGAGUCCAGAAGAAGAGAGGAACCUCACCGUACCAAGACUACAUCAUGACAAAACUGACCAAAGCAUGUGUCACACCUACGACAUCACCUGGAAUAUCAGUAGUUCACCCCUCAACUGUGAGACGCCUAUCUACUCUGCCGCAAAUCUAACCUUGGAGAAACUGCCCAUAAAGCCAUGUGAGGAUGGAUGGGUCUAUGAAGAAUACCGCACAACCAUCAUAAGUCAGUACAACCUGGUAUGCAAAGAUGCAUGGAAACUUGACUUGACACAAGCUUCACUGAACCUGGGAUUUUUGAUAGGGGCCCUGACAUUGGGCUAUGCUGCAGACAGAUAUGGAAGAAAAGUCACAUACCUGAUUUCGUCUUUUGGAGUUGGACUAUGUGGAAUCAUUGUAGCAUUUGCACCAAACUUUUACAUUUUGGUGUUUUUUCGUUUUCUACAAGGUAUCUUUGGGAAAGGAACAUGGAUGACAUGCUAUGUUAUUAUAACAGAGCUGGUGGGAUCAAAACAGAGACGAAUCGUUGGUAUUGUGGUUCAAAUGUUUUUCACUUUGGGGGUAAUGAUCAUUCCUGGCAUUGCCUACUUGAUUUCUACAUGGCAAGGCAUUCAGCUGGCCAUUUCACUACCAAACUUCCUCUUCCUUCUUUACUACUGGUACAUCCCUGAGUCUCCUCGAUGGCUGCUAAUACGAAAAAAGAAAGACAAGGCAUUGCGUAUAAUGGGUGACAUUGCUAAACACAAUGGAAGGUAUCUCACCCCAAACUACUGCCAGGUAUCCCAAAUAACAGUUGCAGAUGAGGAAAUUACAAAUCCUGCAUGCAUGGAUCUGGUCAGAACACCACAAAUGAGGAAGUGCACUAUAAUUUUGAUGUUUGCCUGGUUUACAAGUGCAGUCGUCUAUCAAGGUCUUGUUAUGCGGCUAGGAAUUGUGUCUGGAAGCCUGUAUACAGACUUUUUUAUCUCUGCAGCUGUGGAAUUACCAGCAGCCAUACUUAUUCUACUCUCCAUUGAUCGCAUUGGGAGAAGACUUCCAUUUGCUUUAAGUAAUGCUGGAGCAGGCAUUGCAUGCUUAAUAACUGCUGCAAUAUCCACAGAUCUCUUGUGGCUAAAAAUAACACUAGCCACUUUAGGCCGACUGGGAAUCACAAUGGCAUUUGAAAUUGUGUACUUUGUAAAUACAGAACUAUAUCCAACACCACUGAGAAACUUCGGUGUAUCCUUGUGUUCAGGCAUGUGUGACCUAGGAGGAAUCAUUGCCCCAUUUUUACUUUUCCGAUUAGCAGAACUAUGGGUGGAACUUCCUCUCAUCAUAUUUGGAAUACUUGGCCUUAUUUGUGGUGGUCUGGUAUUGUUAUUGCCUGAAACAAUGGGUAUUUCCUUACCAGAAACAAUUGAAGAUGUUGAGAAUCUUGGAAGGCCAAUAAGAAACGACAAGAAAGAGAAUAUGGACUACUCUUGACAGUCAUCUAAAAAGUUAUGGUGUGAUAUUAUGACCUUUCAUUAGGCAUAUUUUUCAAGAUAGUCAAUAAAAAUAAAUACCCUUAUAGUUUUGUAAAUGUAUCCCCACAUAUGCAUAGCUUACUAGGUCUAGAACAGGUCAGCAUAAAAAACAUAGGGGGAGAUUUAUCAAACUGGUGUAAAGUAGAACUGGUUUAGUUGCCUAUAGAAACCAAUCAGAUUCCUCCUUUCAUUUAUCACAGCUCCUUUGGAAAAUGAAAGGUGGAAUCUGACUGGUUGCUAUGGGCAACUAAGCCAGUUCUACUUUAGACCAGUUUGAUAAAUCUCCCCCAUUGUGUUGCAGAACCAACUAGUGUGAACAAUUGUAAUCAGUUAUUUUAUACAAAAAAACAUUUUUAAUAAAAAUUUGUAUUUUCACACAAUGCAUGGCUAUUUUAAGUUAUAAAUAUAAUUAGUAAGGAUCUGUAAUAUGGCUGCUGAUAUAUGGAAGAAAAACUUCAUUCUGUUUGCUACACCAUUUAAAGGGAAUUUCUACUAUGUGUACACUUUUAUUUACAGCACCUAUUCAAGUGUAUGUAUAUUUUUCUGCCUUAGUGUAGAACUUUUGUCAUACAAAAGAUGACACCUGCCAUUAGCAGCACCUGCGUGUCAAAUCUGUAAGCAGUGAUACCUGCAGAUGCAAAAAUUAUGCAAUAUAUUGUGUUAAAUAGUGAUGAGUGAAGUUCUAAACAAUUUGAUUUGCUUCGCCGAAUUUCACAAAGAAAUUUGAUUUGUGAUGAA
Molecule: messenger RNA, 2776 nt
Organism: Bufo bufo (common toad)
Lineage: Eukaryota; Metazoa; Chordata; Amphibia; Anura; Bufonidae
Gene: SLC22A3
Product: solute carrier family 22 member 3
Exons: 11
Coding region: 345-1997 (550 amino acids)
Biological process (GO): transmembrane transport
Cellular component (GO): membrane
Molecular function (GO): transmembrane transporter activity
Source: RefSeq, a predicted model, not a curated record